CCUGACAUCUGAUUGGCUUGUGCCAGCCAGUCAGAUGAACGUCAAGACUUCAACAUAGCAGAACAAAAUAAUGCCACCGGCCAGCACGCUAAAUGACGCAAAUCAAACAGGUGUUUUUGAACAGGUGCAUUCUGAUUUUAUGUCUAAACGUUAAAUGCUAAAUUAUGCUCCAUUUGGAUCCUCCAGCGGUGACUUCCACGCAAGUGUUCAAUUGAGGAACGUUUACCUGCAUUGAUGCGCGUGAGGCCUUUCUACCGUGUGUUACCAAAUCUGACUGCAGAGCUUCAUCCAGCUCAACAUGUCUGAACACUUUGACGACCGCAGUGGGACGGACGGAGAGUACAAACAGCAGACAAGUUGAAUCUGGAGCAGAUUGAGGAGGAUUUUGUGUUGCACGAGGCCUACAAUCUCGUUCAGACAGGCGCAUGCUGCCUUCCGGCACCUUGGGAGAAAACACUAUAUUUUGUGCUCACCUGCUACGUAGAAGAAGAAGAAGAAGAGGGAACGUAAAGAUGUCAAAGCACUGACAAGCUCGAAACAACAUGACCAAGUUUUGGAAGGAGCACUCCCAGGCUGCCACAGUGGAGGAGAUGAUGCUGGACACUCGUGCCAAGGAGCUCACCCAGCAGGAGCUGCCCGAGAUCCUGUCCAUGCUGCCCUGCCUGGCUGGAUUCAGAGUGCUGGAGCUGGGAGCUGGCAUCGGCCGUUACACCAGCCACCUGCUGACCAAGGCCUCACAUGUGACGGCUGUGGACUUCAUGGAGAGCUUUGUGGAGAGGAACAGGCAGGACAAUGGUCACCACAGCAACGCUACCUUCAUCCAAGCUGACGUCACAAAGCUGGAUAUUCCCCAAAACAGCAUUGACGUCAUCUUCUCCAACUGGCUGCUGAUGUACCUGAGCGACAAGGAGCUAAAGUCCUUCAUAGAGAAGAUGAUGGGCUGGCUGCGUCCCGGUGGCUUUCUUUUCUUCAGAGAGUCCUGCAACCACCGGUCAGGUGAUUACAAGAGGGACUUCAACCCCACCUGCUACCGCACCGAGGCACAAUACAGCCACAUUGUCUCAUCGCUACAAGUGGAGGAGCCAGAGGGGGGCCAAAUGUUUGGUUUCGACAUUGUGUUGAAAAAGAAAGUUCAGGCCUAUGUUGAGAUGAAAAACAAUCCGAAUCAGAUCUGUUGGCUUCUGGAGAAGGUUCCCCGCUCCUCGAGCACCCAGAACGGAUUCAGCACCUUCCAGCAGUUCCUGGACAACCAGCAGUACACUAGCCGCGGCAUCCUGCGCUACGAGAAGAUGUUCGGGGCUGGUUACGUCAGCACAGGCGGGCCCAGCACCACCAAGGAGUUUGUGGACCGGCUGAACCUGAAGCCCGGACAGAAGGUUCUAGAUGUUGGCUGUGGCAUCGGUGGAGGAGAUUUCUACAUGGCAAAGACGUUUGGAGUAGCGGUGCUUGGGCUGGACCUGUCAGACAACAUGGUGGAAAUCGCCAUGGAGAGGGCGAUCACUGAGAAUUUGCCAUCAGUCCAGUUUGAGGUGGCUGAUGCCACUAGGAGGUCGUUCCCUGAAGGAUCCUUUGAUGUGAUCUACAGCAGAGACACAAUCCUGCACAUAGACGACAAACUCGCCCUCUUCAAACGCUUCCAUUCUUGGUUAAAGCCAGGUGGCAAGUUGCUUAUCAGUGAUUACUGCGGCGGGGAGAAGCCCUGGACACCGGUGUUCGAGGCCUACGUGAAACAAAGAGGCUACGUCCUCUAUACACCCUCACAGUAUGGCAAGUUCCUUCAGGAAGCCGGUUUCUGCAGCGUUCAGUCAGAAGACCGGACAGCCCAGUUCAUUCAGGUGAUAAAGACAGAGCUGCAGAGAGCAGAGCUCAUCAAGGAAGAAUUCAUUCAGGAAUUCUCUGAAGACGACUAUUUUGCAAUAGUAAACGGAUGGGGGGAAAAACUGAAACGUUCCAACAGUGGAGACCAACGAUGGGGACUCUUUUAUGCAACGAGGGAUUGAGUGAUUGCACUAAGAUUUGAGAAGAUAAUAAAAGAAAAAAAGGG
Molecule: messenger RNA, 2044 nt
Organism: Anarrhichthys ocellatus (wolf-eel)
Lineage: Eukaryota; Metazoa; Chordata; Actinopteri; Perciformes; Anarhichadidae
Gene: pmt
Product: phosphoethanolamine methyltransferase
Exons: 13
Coding region: 543-2000 (485 amino acids)
Source: RefSeq, a predicted model, not a curated record